GUGCUGUUGGUGGCGCUAUUGCGUAUUUUCAGUAAGACGUCACCGGGUCAAAGUUGAACCCACAGCGAAAUCAUGGUGGAGCACGAGAAAAUACGCGUGGUCCAAUGUGGCGGCUGUAGACUCAACUUUAGAGCGCCUGUUGUUACAAAUGAUUCCAAGUUCCUCCUGUGCGCGUCUGGAGUGUGUGUGAAGGUGUACAGCACUGCCACGGAGGAGUUUGUUCAUGAGCUGCGGGGACACAGUGACCUGGUCACGGGUGUGCUGAUCAAGCCCUCCAACCACUUGCAGGCCUACUCCUGCUCUGUAGAUGGCAGUGUCAGGCUUUGGGACUUUACAGAUGGCAUCCUCAUCAAGUCUUACUUUAUUGGACAACCAAUCUACGCCAUGUAUGCCAGUGCUCAGCACAAAGGAAUGGUCUUCAUUGUCAUCCAAAACCAAACAAAUGAGGUCUUCCAGCUGGUGGCGGUAGAGCUCUCGCAGGAUGCCGACGAGCGAGUGAAGGACGAGGAUCGGUCCUUGGUGCUCCCACACGUCAACGGCAGUCCAGAAUGCAUCGCCUUUGGCAGAGAGGACGAAUAUAUCGCUUCUGUCGAGGCUUUGUGUUUGACGGUCUAUUUCUUCAGGAAGGGAAAAACAUCCAGCUUUCCGUUAGGUUUGUCCAACAAAAAGACAGUCGGCAAAAACACCUUCACGUGCGUCGCCUGUCACCCCAAAGAUGACGUCAUCGCCACCGGACACGUGGACGGAAAGAUUCGCUUGUGGAGAAACUUCCACCAGAAGAAGCAGUACACCCAGAUGACACUCCACUGGCACCACGACACUGUCAGCUCGCUGUGCUACACUCCGGAAGGUACCAACCUUCUGAGCGGAGGUGUGGAGUCUGUGCUGGUCCAGUGGAAACACGGCCAAGAGACCCAGAAGGAAUUUCUUCCUCGACUCGGUGCCUCAAUCACACACGUGACCGUGUCGCCCGACGGUGCGCUCUUCUGCACCUCGCACUCCGACAACAAAAUCACAAUUAUCAAGAGCUGCAAAGUGUCCGCCGUCAUUCAAGGCCUCGUCAAAGGACAAAGCAUCGCCACAGACCUGUUGGUGGACCCUCGCAGCAAAGCGCUGGUCCUGAACGGAAAGCCCGGCCACUUGCAGUUUUACUCCCUUCAGAGGGAUAAGCUGCUCUUCAACUUGGAUAUCGUCCAGCAAGAGUACAUCCACGAGCUGGCGGUGCUGCAGUUCCGAGUGGUCAAGGCGGCUUUCGACGCCUCCGGGGAGUGGCUGGCCACCGUGGAAGAGCUCCGACCCAAAACGGCCGACUUGGAGCUUCAUCUGAAAUUGUGGGCCUUUGACCACAAAACGCAAAGUUUUGCGCUGACCACGACCAUCUCGGCCCCCCACGAGGGCGAGAUCACGGCCAUGUGCUUCGGCCUGGCCGACCACCGCGGCGGCCCCCCGCUCAUCACCACCAGUAAGGACGGACACUUCAAAGUUUGGCGGCAGGUGCCGUCGCCCAACCACACCGAAGAUGAGGCGGGCACGUCGUGGGCGUGCGACUUUGCGGGCUCGUAUCACAACCUGCGGCCUCAUUGCUGCUGCUUCUCGGCCGACGGCUCCCUGCUGGCCGUGGGCUUCCGGGAGGUGGUGACGCUGUGGAGUCCGGCGACUUGGGAACUCCUGACAACGCUGUCCCAGCCGCCAGGGGAAAUCAGGAAUCUUUGUUUUGGCCGACUAAGCUGCUCCAAGUACUUGCUGGGGACGACGGCAAAGAACCUGCUCUGCUGUUGGAAUCUCCUCACGUGCUCGCUGGAGUGGAGCACCUCCAUGGACGUCAGCUUGCUGCUACCCGACCCGCUGUCUGAGAACAUGGCGGCGUUCUGCAGUCAAGACAACUGCACCGACCUGUUUGUGUUUAAGCCCUGCGAGCCGCGGCCGCUGUUUUGCCAAAAGGCCGUGUGUCCCGGGAGGGUGACCCGGGCCGUCUUCACCCCGAGGGACGCCAUGCAAGACAGCUGCGACGAGAGCUGCCAGUGGCUCAACCGAUCCCGGCUCUACUUCCUCAGCCAGUGCACGGAGCUCAUGACGUUUAUCACAGAGGACGAAGAGAAACAACUGCUGGCUUCUCAUAAAGAGUUCACCAUUGACGACACGGUUGCCAAGACGCCGUUCCGCCUGUUACUGGGCCAACGGCCGCAAGGAGGAGGCCAUCUGGACCCACCUGAUCAUUCCGACACUGCGAAGAGAGAGCCACCCCCGCGGGGUUCCGCUGCCGUUCGAGAGCUUCUGCAGACCCCCAGCCACGUCCUACCUGCCGCCACUUUCCUAUGCUCCAUGUUCGUACAGUCGCUGCUCAUCUCGGUCGCCGGGUCCAGUGACCCGAAACACGUCGAGAAGGAAAUGGAGAGCGAAAAAGAAGAAGAGGAUGACUCUGAGGAGGAGGAAAUGGAAACUGGCCACGUUGGAGCAAAACGGCCGUCGACGGGAGCAAGCGAGGCGGCCGAGGACGCUGCGCCGGCCAUGACCCGAGCGCAGCUCAGAGAAUUGAGGCGAGUGAAAAAACUGGACCGCAGCUGGCUGAGUGGCCUCCUUGACUCAUGAGCAAAUGAUUUUUCGUAAUUAUCUUUGUUAUGGGUCUUUUUUACAAUAAAUGUGUAUCGGUU
Syngnathus typhle (broad-nosed pipefish) is the source of this 2651-nucleotide messenger RNA. RefSeq names its product WD repeat domain 75 (gene wdr75). Gene Ontology annotation, cellular component: nucleolus. Gene Ontology annotation, molecular function: RNA binding; protein binding. Gene Ontology annotation, biological process: positive regulation of rRNA processing; positive regulation of transcription by RNA polymerase I. Lineage: Eukaryota; Metazoa; Chordata; Actinopteri; Syngnathiformes; Syngnathidae. The record is from RefSeq and is a predicted model, not a curated record. The coding region runs from base 73 to 2589 and encodes 838 amino acids. The transcript is spliced from 21 exons.